Medicago truncatula (barrel medic) is the source of this 2286-nucleotide messenger RNA. RefSeq names its product rust resistance kinase Lr10. Gene Ontology annotation, biological process: protein phosphorylation. The coding region runs from base 285 to 2129 and encodes 614 amino acids. The record is from RefSeq and is a predicted model, not a curated record. Gene Ontology annotation, molecular function: protein kinase activity; ATP binding; polysaccharide binding. The transcript is spliced from 2 exons. NCBI's taxonomy places the organism in Eukaryota, Viridiplantae, Streptophyta, Magnoliopsida, Fabales, Fabaceae.
UUAUCAGUGUAUACACAUGCAGCCCUUUAGCAACUCUGGAGUUUUCUGCCUUUAUCAAUUACUAUUGUUCGUAUUUGCAUUAUUCAUAUGGUGAACAAUGUCGACAUAUGGUCAAUUUUCAUAUUUUUAUUUAUUUUCACACGUUCCGAUCUCGAGGACUAAAUAUUUUUUUUCCUAUCAAAAAGCAUAGCAUAUUUUGAAAAAAGAGCACAGAGUUUGUUCUUCCUAAUCACACUCUCUUAAUAGCAUAUUGUUUUUCCUAUUAAAAUUUUGCAUUUUUUUUAAUGGCAGAAACACAUACUACUUUGAUCAUGCAACUUCUUAUGAUCUUGCUUAUCAAAAGUGGCAAUGCUCAUGACCAGUGCAGAGAAUCAUAUUGUGGACCUAACCAACCUCUUAUUAAAUUUCCCUUCCAAAUCGUUAAGGAAUCAUCACAAGAUCAAUGUGUUUAUCCUAAAGAGUUCUGCCUAUAUUGUACUGAAAAUAAGAAAACCAUGAUAGUUCUCUCUACCUCUUCAGGUCCAAUCAAAUUCCAUGUCUCUGAUAUUGACUACGAAUCACACUCGAUGUCAAUAUCAGACCCAGACAAUUGCCUUCCAAAAAAGUUUUUGAUACUCAACAAUUCAUCAUUUCGACCUUACCGGUUUGAUUCUGAACUGGAUAUCAAAAUCUUCUUCUUCAACUGCUUUUCAGUUAGGAAACAACACUUGAGAAACCAAUAUCAGACAUCCCAAGAGUCACAAGAUAUGAUCACUUGUCCAAUUUAUGUUGCUGAUUCGGACGAAGAUAUCGUUGAUUUGGACCUUCUAUCUUGUACUAAGAUGUUCGACGUCAACGCGUCUAUGAUGGGAUCAGACCUGAGGUAUAAUUUUCUCAGAUUGAGUUGGCCCAAACAAAGUUGUGCAAAGUGCGAGUCAAAAGGCAUGAAAUGCAAAUGGAUGAACAACACCACCAAACCUGGCAUUGAAUGUUUUUAUUGCAACCAAAAACAUAAAAAAUUUCAGCCUCCAAAAGCUCUUAUUUUUUCGGCUAUAGGUUCAAUUAUAUUGGGAAUGGGCACCAUUGUAUUUAUUAAGAUUUAUCUGCAUUUCAGAGAAAAAGAAGAAGAUCAAGUUAGAAUUGAUAAGUUUUUAGAGGAUUAUAGAGCCCAAAAGCCUGCCAGAUUUUCAUACUCUGAUAUAAAAAGGAUCACGAGUGGAUUUAAGGAAAAGCUAGGAGAAGGAGCUCACGGAUCGGUAUUUAAAGGAAAACUCUCUAGUGAGAUUCUAGUGGCUGUGAAGAUUCUCAACAAUACACAAGGAGAAGGGAAAGAGUUCAUCACUGAAGUGGAAAUUAUGGGCAAAAUUCACCAUAUCAAUGUGGUUCGUUUGCUUGGCUUUUGCGCAGAAGGAGUUCACUGCGCUCUAGUAUACAAUUUUUUUUCGAAAGGUUCUCUGCAAAGCUUCAUAUUUCCACCGGAUAACAAGGAUUAUUUCAUGGGGUGGGAGAAGCUACAACAAAUUAGUACUGGUAUAGCAAAAGCAAUCGAGUAUCUUCAUGAGGGCUGUAGCCAUCCAAUUAUUCACUUUGACAUCAACCCUCGCAAUGUUUUGUUAGAUGAUUCCUUCACUCCAAAAAUUUCUGACUUUGGGCUCGCCAAAUUAUGUGCCAAGAAUCUUAGUAUAGUGUCCAUGACAGCUGCUAGGGGAACCUUGGGAUAUAUGGCACCCGAAGUAGUGUCUCGAAAUUUUGGAAAUGUUUCUCUUAAGUCUGAUAUAUACAGUUAUGGAAUGUUGUUGCUAGAAAUGGUUGGAGGAAGAAAGAAUGUAGAUUCGUCAUCUGCAGAAGAUUUGCAUGUUUUAUACCCGGAAUGGAUUCAUAACUUAUUGGAAGGAGACAUACAUAUAAAUGUUGAAGAUGAAGUUGGCAAUGCUAAAAUUGCAAGGAAACUUGCAAUUGUCGGACUUUGGUGUAUUCAGUGGCAGCCAAUGAAUCGUCCUUCCAUUAAAACCGUCAUACAAAUGUUGGAAACAGAAGAUGACAGCCAAUUAACAUUUCCGCCUAAUCCAUUUCAUUCCACCAAUUCCAUUACCAGUAGUGAAGGUUCUUUGCCUAGACGGCCUCUCAAAAUGGAAGCGAUUCAAGAAUGAGAUCAGUUUAGAUUCAUUUGAUUUUUGUCCAUUACUGGGUAAAAAUUAAACAUUUCAUUUGUAAAAAAAGUAGAAUUAGUAUUUUGAAUUGAUUUUAGUAUGCUGCAAUGUUGUUUUAAAAAUAUUUUGAUGUAUUUUAAAAAAGAGUUAUGUUGCA